This is a messenger RNA of Eucalyptus grandis, 1056 nucleotides long. Its product is annotated as NDR1/HIN1-like protein 1. Lineage: Eukaryota; Viridiplantae; Streptophyta; Magnoliopsida; Myrtales; Myrtaceae. The transcript is spliced from 2 exons. The coding region runs from base 211 to 840 and encodes 209 amino acids. Gene Ontology annotation, biological process: defense response to other organism. The record is from RefSeq and is a predicted model, not a curated record.
UUAUGCAAACUCCAAAUUGCCACACUUUGUGCACUGCUCUCUCCAGAAGCAAGGACUUCAUAAGCUUCCCCCCUAUAAAAGAGACUCAGACGCAAGCCAAAGCUCUUACCCCUCCAUUGCGUAAGCUCUUCACAAUUUUCUUUUUCAUUUGCUUCAAAGAUCGAAACUUCGGUUUAGAAUUUGAUUCGACAUUGUCACGCACAAAUCGACAUGACGGCGAAGGAAUGCGGCCACCAGGAGGAGGAGGAGCACCGCCUCUACCGGCAGCUAUUCUCCCUCUUCCUGGGCACCAUUGUCCUCAUCCUCUUCAUCAUUUUCCUCAUUUUCCUCAUCCUCCGCCCCGCCAAACCCGCCUUCGUCCUCCGUGACGCCACCAUCUACCAGUUCAACGCCUCCUCCAUGCCGAGCCUCCUCACCACCAACAUGCAGGUCACGCUGUCGUCCCGGAACCCCAAUGAGAGGAUCGGCAUCUACUACCAAAAGCUCGACAUAUACGCGUCGUACCGGGGGCAGCAGAUAACGCUGCCAACGCUGCUGCCGGAGAGCUACCAGGGGCACAAGGAGGUGAUCGACUGGUCGCCAUUCUUGUACGGGAGUGCCGUGCCGGUGUCGCCGUUCCUCACGGGGGCUUUGGAACAGGACCAGAAUACGGGGAGUGUGCUUGUGAACAUAAAAGUGGAUGGAAAUGUGAAGUGGAAGGUUGGAACGUGGAUCUCAGGCAAGUAUCAUCUUCAUGUCAACUGUCCGGCUUUGCUGGUGUUUAAAGAACCGACUGGUGGUAUCGCCGCUGGACCCUCCAUGAAGAUUCAGAUCACUCAACACUGUACUGUUGAUGUGUAGAGAGAGAGUGUGUGUGUGUGUGGAAGUGUUACAUCUCACUCUCUCUCUCUCUCUCUCUCUCUCUCUCUCUAAAUGUAAUUUGUUUGCUUUUUCCUCUCUUUUUCUCUCCCCGUCAAGUGAAAAUGAAUCAACUGAAGUAAAUUUCAGUUUAUUUUCUUUGUUUCCUUGUUCAUCUUCUGGCUUCGUCUAGCUCUCCUAUGCUUGUUUUAGGCAAUA